Messenger RNA from Asparagus officinalis (garden asparagus), 1205 nucleotides. RefSeq lists its product as uncharacterized. The transcript has a single exon. Bases 508 to 846 code for a protein of 112 amino acids. Lineage: Eukaryota; Viridiplantae; Streptophyta; Magnoliopsida; Asparagales; Asparagaceae. The record is from RefSeq and is a predicted model, not a curated record.
CUUGAUUUAGCACAAGAAACCAAGCGCUCUCCCUCUCUCUCUCUCUCUCUGUUUUUUAUUUAUUUAUUUAAAUUUAUAGAAUGGAGUGCUCCUUGAGUUCCAAAGCAGGAAUUUUCUAAAGUUGGGUGGGUAAUAAGAUGAGAUCUCAUGGAAGCGGAAAAAGCAAGUUGUUGUGUUUUUGUUGGGUACUAUUCCCCAAACAUCAAACUCUCUCUCUCUCUCUCUUUACUUGGCGAGGGGGAGGGAUUUGGGAGACAAGGAACCUAUAGAAAGAUACUUGGCUUCCCAAAGAUUUCGUGUUUCUAAAUAAUCUACAUACCAUCUUUAUUCAUUACCUGUGAGAACCUUCUAAAACAGCCUUAAACCCCUCUCUCGGGCUCUGCAUCCGUAUAUGAUUGCAAGUGAAUCUAAAAUCUUAUAUCCCUCGCCUUUUCUUUUAUUACCUUUUAAUUAAGACCCAAGUAUUUUUUUCCCCCCCACCCACAUAUAAGCCUAUAUCUACUCACAAUGUGGCAUUGUGUGAAGGGGAGGAUCGCCACCAGAUCAUCAGUUCGAGAGACAAAGAAAAGCAAUAUGGGUAGCUCUCGUGCCGCUUGCAGGCUUCUAGUGCUGCUCCUGCUCGUUUCUAUAGCUCUUGCUCCUUACAAAGCCCUCGGCCUUAGAAACUUGGACCUUGCUCUGAGGAGAGGUGCAGCUGAGGAGCCUCGUGAUGCUAAGGAAGCUGAUGUUGUCGGCUUCGACGCGAAGAAGGGAUCGGAAGCGCCUUCUCCUUCGUCGUUCGAUCUAAAUGGGACGAGCAAGAGACGAGUCCGGAGAGGGUCUGAUCCGAUCCAUAACAGGUGUUGAUGGCGAGCCGCAAAUGCUUUUUUAAGUUUCAGAAUAUUUUGAGGGGGGUACAAGCUGGUUGUAUUGCUUUGAGAUAUAUAGUUGGUUUUCUUCAUUUGGGUUGGUGACCAUCUUCUUGUUUCAUUACUUGGGGGGGAGUUUUUGUUAUAGAGGAAAUUUGUACAGAGGUUUCAAAGGGAAGGUUGAUUAUGGAGGAACUCUGAGACAACUUUCUCUGAUUUGCUAUUUAGAUUCAGAUCAAAAUGGCGCAGAGAGGGUCAUGGAAGAGAGAUUACAACGAUUAGUUUGUUCUUUUUUUAUGCCUCAGGUGGAAAAUUUUAUACAUAUGUGCAAGUUAUAGUGAUAUUGUAUUUUGUUUU